GAGUAUUUUUACCAAGUGGUAUCUCUUUUUCUCGUCCCCUGUCGCCAAGUUCUGGUUCACCACGCUGCUGUUCUUUGUGUUCCUGAUCCUGUACACGUACUUUGUGCUGGGAGAGCUGCCCCACGAGCAGCCCUACAUAGAGAUAGUGCUCGCCUUCUUCGUCCUUUCCAUCACAACCGAGGAGAUACGACAAGUGCUGACUGAGAGUGGGAAGCUGGCGAAGAAACUAACUGAGUACUUCACCAGUAUCUGGAACUGGAUAGAUGUGUUCGGAGUGACCUUGUUCUGGGUCGCAUUCGGAAUGCGCUUCAUCCCCGAUGACACAGUCCGCAAUGUUGCCAGGCUGCUCUACAUUCUUGAUGUAUUCUUCUGGUUUAUGAGGGUGCUGAACAUCUUCACUAUCAACAGGAAACUCGGACCCCUCGUCACCAUCAUCCUCACCAUGAUCCCGGAGUUGUUGCGUUUCUUCUUCAUCUGGAUUUUGUUCAUGCUGGCGUUUGGGGUGAUAGUGAAGAGUGUGUCGGAGCCAAAGAGGUAUGGCGAAGUGUCCUUCGUGAACAUGCUGCAAAUAGUGGACAUGAGCUACUGGCAGACAUACGGGGAGCUGUUCCUGGAGGAUCUGCAAGAUGACGAGAAGUUGACAAACUGUACGAAGCACUAUGAUGACGGGAGUGGUCUGCAGCCCUGUCCCUUCCUACCCGAAGCCAGCCUCUUCUUCACAGCCAUCUACAUGAUCAUAGGCAACAUCCUCCUUAUGAACUUGCUCAUCGCACUCUUCACUUCUAUCUAUGAGCAGGUGAAUGAGAAGUCGUUGACAGACUGGAAAAAUAAGCGACUGGACGUGAUAGUGGAGUACCACACUCGACCCCCCAUCCCCCCUCCCUUCUCCAUCAUAUACCACCUGUUCCUUCUGCUCAGAUGGAAGAGCCACAUGCAGGAGGUCAAACAGUCCAAGGGACUCACGUUGGAUGUGAGCACCUCCCGGAUGUAUGAACUGUUACUGUUCGAAGAGGAGGUGAAGGAGGAGUUCAUGAUGGAGAGGAGUAGCAGACAGGGGGAGGACGUGUCCAAACAAGUCGUACAACUAACCCAGAAAUUCGACGAGGCUGACAAAGGACUUAGAACUCAAAUAGCACUGCUGGAGAAUCAAUCUAGAGAGAACGGAAAACAACUAGCUCAAAUCCAGGAAAUGCUUCAACAGCUUCUGGACAAGCAAAGUUAGACAGAGACUUGUUGCGAAUACGAAAUGCUCAGAGUAAAGUGGAUAUACUCUGGUCAUCAUUGAACACGUCAAAACUUCAUUUUUUUUCUAUUUGCGAAUUCUAACUCACCAAAUUUUAUAUAAAACAAAAAUCAAUCUAAUG
This is a messenger RNA of Symsagittifera roscoffensis, 1364 nucleotides long. RefSeq names its product transient receptor potential cation channel subfamily M member-like 2. Gene Ontology annotation, biological process: metal ion transport; monoatomic cation transmembrane transport. Lineage: Eukaryota; Metazoa; Xenacoelomorpha; Acoela; Convolutidae. The record is from RefSeq and is a predicted model, not a curated record. The transcript is spliced from 8 exons. Bases 302 to 1222 code for a protein of 306 amino acids. Gene Ontology annotation, cellular component: plasma membrane. Gene Ontology annotation, molecular function: monoatomic cation channel activity.